Molecule: messenger RNA, 1185 nt
Organism: Malassezia vespertilionis
Lineage: Eukaryota; Fungi; Basidiomycota; Malasseziomycetes; Malasseziales; Malasseziaceae
Exons: 1
Coding region: 1-1185 (394 amino acids)
Source: RefSeq, a predicted model, not a curated record
AUGACGUGCCCAGAUAACCGAAAUAACUCGCAGAGCACAGGAGCACAGGAGUGGGCGGCGCUAAGCUCACAGUUUAGGCCAAAUACACAGGAACAGAUGCAUGCGUUUCCGUCGUCUCGUACUACCGACCCUACGCCGCUGCAUGCGCCGAGUGGCUAUUCCGACAUGAUGCAUUGGCAGACAAUGGCGAGUCAGACAAGCGCGUUGGCAUUGGCGGAUGCAUAUGGCGCAUCCCACGGCCAGCCACAGCCUAACAAUGGGGGCAUGGAUUGGAUGAAUAGUGUCCCGUAUGUUGAUCCAAGAAAUGCGCAAUCACCGCUUCUUCCGUCGCUGUACAAUGCGCCCAUGCCGCCGUUCGCUAUGGCCAACGCAACCACGGCACAGCUUACGCAGCAGUUGAGUGCGCUCCAGCUUCAAAACCAGCAGAGUGAACAUCUGGUUUUACAAGAGCAGCAGAGACUGCUUUCGGAAAUCCAGGCAGCACAGGAACUCCAAGCCAUGUUGGCUCAGCACCAGGAGGCGCCGCAGAAGCUGAUGAGCACCGCCUUGGAGACCGCAUCUGAUUCUAAAGUAAAGCGCGGUGGCGCUACGGAACAUUUACACAAUGUUAGCCAGUCUGUGCAGCGCGAAACGCCAGACGCGUCUUUUCGGCGCUCGCGGCCGAUAUCUUACGGGAAUCGCGAUAGCACUGGGUCAGCGGGCCAGCGCUUGUCGGGUCUGUACAAGAACGAGCGGACCGUGCCGCCACAGACGCUGGAUCGUGCACGUAACACGACGCCAUCCAUUGUAAUUAACCAGGACGCAAAAGCGGCCGGCCCCUCGCAGGCUGAUGUCAAUGCCGUCGGCAUGCGGAUCGGCCCCAUAAUUACAAACAGCGCAGAGGAACACGAGUACCGCCCCGAAAAAGACAAGAAACGCCAGUCGCUCUCUGACAAGGCCCGCGCGAACGAGUCCCCGGCGCAUCCACCGCGGUCGACGAGCCCUGCACCGACGCUGCUUCAGCCGCGACGACAGCCACGUGGUCCGCCUAUGGAGUUUUUUUUUGCCAACAACUUUUUGGCGCGCCGCUCGCUUCGGACGCGCCGCGAAGCCAUGUCGAAAUUGUGCGCGAGUCCACGAGCGUCAAGUCUGAGCAGACUGCGCGGUGUGGGAGUUCAGUCUCCUUCCCUGGCGCGCGAGACGUGA